Molecule: messenger RNA, 130 nt
Organism: Dentiscutata heterogama
Lineage: Eukaryota; Fungi; Glomeromycota; Glomeromycetes; Diversisporales; Gigasporaceae
Source: the annotation of a GenBank genome assembly
UAUUACUGGCAGGAUUGGUUGGGGGUGUGGUGAUGGUUGGGUAGGGAUGUAUAUUGUGUUCACUGUUGCUUUUGUUGGACUUGUUGUCAGAUUCGAUUUGUGUAAUGGAGUUGUAUGGGAUUCUGGGCAG